GGCGAAGUUCAACAAUAGAGUCCCAAGAUUGUAAAUGUUCCAAUGACCAUGUGAAUGUUCCAAUGACCCUGAACGCAUGCUAGUUAUUGGUUGAGGAAGCUCACUAUUAUUCUAGCGCGAAUAAUUGUGCAUACUGGUAAGCGACACUGAAUUAAUUGUCUUCUAGGAACUUUCUUUGAAAAGUUGAAACUGUCUUUGAUGAUUGGUUGUUAUUGGUGUCGAAAGUUUAACUUUGCCUGAAUAUCUUCUUCCUGUCCACUUACUGGGUGCCAGAGCGAAUAACGUUUGGGUUUUAGGAAUUUAUGAUACCUAGAUUCGCAAAGGGUUUAUGGAGCUGAUUCUAGAUAGGAGUGCUCAUACACUCCUCCUCCCUAUUAUUCAGCGUCUAGUGUUACCAGGCACCACCAUUCACACAGAUGAAUGGGCGGAAUAUAGCCAAAUAUCACAAUUGGGAUAUAUACAUCAUAGAGUGAACCAUUUGAAUGAUUCCGUCGACCCUGUCACCGGUACUCAUAAUAAUUCCAUCGAAGGUUUCUGGGGAAGAUUAAAAAAUAGAAUAAAAGCUAUAAAUGGUUUUCAAAACCAAGUUAUUUUUAGUCAUCUGGAUGAAUACAUGUAUAGAAAUUGGUUCAACUUAAAAACUGAAACCCCAAUACAAAAUUGGGAGAUAUUUUUAUCUCAUAUUAGAGAAAAAUAUCCUGUUUAACGUCUUUUAUGCUUUUUUAUGUAAAUAUACGUAAGAUUUUAUGCAAAAAUCAUCCUUUUUUCUGACUGGUCGGCUCAAGGUCACUUGUGCGUUCGUUCCUUGGGACUCUAUUGUAGAACUUUGCC
Molecule: messenger RNA, 831 nt
Organism: Trichobilharzia szidati
Lineage: Eukaryota; Metazoa; Platyhelminthes; Trematoda; Strigeidida; Schistosomatidae
Source: the annotation of a GenBank genome assembly